This is a messenger RNA of Stereum hirsutum FP-91666 SS1, 539 nucleotides long. Its product is annotated as glycosyltransferase family 1 protein. NCBI's taxonomy places the organism in Eukaryota, Fungi, Basidiomycota, Agaricomycetes, Russulales, Stereaceae. Gene Ontology annotation, molecular function: hexosyltransferase activity. Gene Ontology annotation, biological process: dolichol-linked oligosaccharide biosynthetic process. The coding region runs from base 18 to 539 and encodes 173 amino acids. The transcript has 3 exons. The record is from RefSeq and is a predicted model, not a curated record.
CGCGAUUGAACAGCGCGAUGCGCGUCUUCGUCACUGUCGGUUCAACGAAAUUCGACUCGCUUAUCCAGUCAGUGCUUUCUGACGACGUCCUUCACGCCUUCAAUGCGAAAGGAUAUACAGAUAUUGUAGUUCAAUGUGGUAACUCUCAAUUGGACCCUUCCUCCGGUCUCGUCACGAACGAAACAGCGUGGACGUUGGAGAGAGAUGGCAUACGGCUCGACAUGUGGAGAUUCAAACCCUCUCUGGAAGAAGAGUAUAAUGGAGCGGACUUGGUAGUGAGCCAUGCAGGAUCUGGAACCAUUCUUGACGUGCUGAGGAAAAGCAAAGCAUUGAUUGUCGUACCCAACCCCACAUUACUCGACAAUCAUCAAGAGGAAUUAGCGAAAGCCCUAGCAGACUUGGGACACCUAAAAGCGUCCAAUAUUCGAGAAUUGGCGCGGACCAUACGAGAGCUCGAUAUUUCGACUAUCAAGCCCUUCCCGGCCUUUGAUGGAAGCCGCUUUCGACGGUUGUUGGAUGAGGAGAUGGGUUUCGUUUGA